This is a messenger RNA of Lagenorhynchus albirostris (white-beaked dolphin), 1983 nucleotides long. It is a transcript of the gene NIPAL2, whose product is annotated as NIPA like domain containing 2. Lineage: Eukaryota; Metazoa; Chordata; Mammalia; Artiodactyla; Delphinidae. Gene Ontology annotation, biological process: magnesium ion transport. Gene Ontology annotation, cellular component: membrane. Gene Ontology annotation, molecular function: magnesium ion transmembrane transporter activity. The record is from RefSeq and is a predicted model, not a curated record. The transcript has 11 exons. Bases 129 to 1280 code for a protein of 383 amino acids.
AGCAGGAAGUGGCUGCGGCGCGGCCCGGGCGCGGCCUCCGCAGGGCGCGCCUCCUUCGUGGCGCCGUGCUGUGCGGCCGGGCCGGGAGGAGGCGGGAGCCCGAGUCCCAGCGCGGGGAGCGAGAGCUAAUGGCGGCGCCUGCGCUCAGGGGCCCCGGAGCCGCCGCCUCGGCCGCCCUGGACGAGCUGUCCCGGAACCUCACGUACGGGGCGCUGGGCGCCGGCAAUGGCUCCCUGUCGGGCGCUUGGUACCGCCGGAACCAGAUUCACCUUUUUGGAGUUUUGCUGGCCAUUUUAGGAAACUUGGUAAUCAGCGUUUCCCUAAAUAUUCAGAAAUAUUCGCAUCUUCAGUUGGCGCACCAAGAACACCCAAGGCCACACUUCAAGAGCAUGCUGUGGUGGAGCGGCAUCAUACUGAUGGCUGUGGGAGAGACAGGAAACUUUGCAGCCUAUGGAUUUGCCCCCAUUACUCUCAUUGCUCCAUUAGGCUGUAUGUCUGUUACAGGUAGUGCCAUUAUUUCUGUUAUGUUUCUGAAAGAAAAUUUGAGAGCCUCAGAUUUACUAGGUAUGACACUGGCAUUUGCAGGAACAUAUUUAUUGGUGAACUUUGCUCCAAAUAUAACUCAGGAUAUCUCUGCAAGAACAGUACAGUAUUCCUUUGUUGGCUGGCAGUUCAUGACCUACGGGAUUUUAGAAAUACUCAUUUUCUGCAUUCUCCUAUAUUUCCAUAAAAGGAAAGGAAUGAAACACAUUGUGAUUCUGCUAACCCUCGUGGCACUUCUAGCCUCAUUGACUGUUAUUUCAGUAAAAGCCGUCUCAGGCAUGAUCGCUUUUUCUGUGACGGAUAAAAUGCAACUAACUUAUCCCAUCUUCUAUAUCAUGUUUAUCAUCAUGAUAGCAUCCUGUGUUUUCCAAGUCAAGCUCCUGAAUCAAGCCACAAAACUCUACAAUACGGCGACGGUGGUGCCCAUUAACCAUACUUUCUUUACCAUCAGUGCCAUUAUUGCAGGUAUCAUAUUUUAUAAGGAAUUCCUUGGUGCAACUUUUCUCACUAUAUUUAUAUAUCUUUUUGGGUGUUUUCUGUCAUUCCUUGGUGUGGUUUUGGUCACAAGAAAUCGAGGAAAGGAACGUCUGCCACAGUCUUACAUUGAUAUUGGACAUGUCCCUGGGAAACAAACGUUGGACAAAAUACAGCCAGAUUCAAACGGCUUAUCCUAUGGAACUUUGCCUGAUGGAAGUGACUCCACAAAGAGCCCGAGUGGAGAGAAGAAAGAGGUCUGAAAUGCCGAGAGGGAUGGCUGCUGGCCUGUUAUUCGAUACCACCUUUUAAAAAAUUGCACAUGUUCAAUUUGUGUCAGCAGCUAUUUUAUGCUGACAUGUGCUCCCAUUUGUUUCAGAGUCCUUUACCCCACCUCCAUGUCUAUGGACUAUCAGGGCCUUCCUAAGCUUUGACAGUCUAAUGUGUGCAUGGAAUGUGAUUUGAAGUGUUCCCCACACCCUGGACCUCUCCCUAGUGAUCAUCGAACUGGCUAGAUCUUAAUUAGAGCCUGGCUGCCCAAGCAGGAAUGUCACACAAAAAUGUGCGUUCACGAGUUGGCUGCAGAACACAUCGGUUGCUUUUCCCAUACAGCUUGCAAGGUCAGUUGCUUUGUUUUAAAGGGACACUUUAGCCCCACCACCUCGCUCCUAAACCAAAGGUUUAAGAGCAUUCAUUUUUCCUAAGACAUCUUUUAUGAACCUCCCCCAAAAACAUUUCACCUUCCUAUUCCCAGAUUGAGUGGUGAAUCAUCUUUUCUGAAAACUAGCCCUAUCACAAAUAUCCUUUGAAAAUUAAGGGUGUCUUUAAAUUAGAAUUUAUACCCCAUUCUAUGAUGGGGUACACCAAAAUCAAAAGACCUUGACUGGUGGACUUUUUUAAGCUUAAGAAAGGAAAAAUUUAAGAAUUAGUACCAAUUUUUUAAAUAAAAAUGUAAUAGAAUGGUGA